CCUGUUCUAAUAGCCUCGUCUCAAGGUGGUGUUUCAAUUGAAGACGUUGCUGCAUCUAGUCCAGAAGAUAUUAUUUAUGAACCAAUCACAAUUACUUGUGGUUUAACUAGAGAAAAAGCUUUUAAAAUCGCACAUGCUGUAGGUUUAUGUGAAGCAGCAUGUCAAAUAACAGAAAUGUUGUUAAAUAUGUACAAAUUGUUUUGUGAAAAAGAUGCUCUUUUAAUUGAAAUCAAUCCAUAUGCUGAAGAUGCAAUUGAAGGGUGUAAGUGUUACUAAGAAUUUUCGGAAUUUCUUUUUUUGAUUGGAGCUUAAUUUUUUCUCAAUUUC
Condylostylus longicornis is the source of this 327-nucleotide messenger RNA. Its product is annotated as succinate--CoA ligase [ADP-forming] subunit beta, mitochondrial-like. The record is from RefSeq and is a predicted model, not a curated record. The annotation marks the transcript as partial. Gene Ontology annotation, cellular component: mitochondrion; succinate-CoA ligase complex. The transcript has a single exon. NCBI's taxonomy places the organism in Eukaryota, Metazoa, Arthropoda, Insecta, Diptera, Dolichopodidae. Gene Ontology annotation, molecular function: succinate-CoA ligase (ADP-forming) activity. Gene Ontology annotation, biological process: tricarboxylic acid cycle; succinyl-CoA metabolic process.